This is a messenger RNA of Lactuca saligna, 372 nucleotides long. The record is from the annotation of a GenBank genome assembly. Lineage: Eukaryota; Viridiplantae; Streptophyta; Magnoliopsida; Asterales; Asteraceae.
AUGAAUGCAACAGACGCUAGAAAGAGAAGCCAACUAGAUGGAAGUGUGUCUGAAUCUGAGACUAGAACGGAUAUAGAAGGUGCUGAAACACCAUUGCCAUUACCAGUAGCAGUGCAACAAAGUCUGCAAACAAAACCAGAAGUGAUUACUACUAGUAAUGCCCCUGUGCCUCCUGUUAAUGCGUCGCCUACUUCUAGUCCAGCUGGCCAGAUGGAUCCUACUGCAAUCAUGAGUCAGAUGGUGGCAAAUCCUGCACUUGAUGGUCUCUUGUCUGGAGUUUCAAGCCAAACCGGGAUUGGUGAUUACAUCGUCUUUGAACACAAAAUAAGAACAUCUCCUCAUGCAUGGGGAGCAAUCAUCGCAAAAUCAUAA